Messenger RNA from Vigna angularis (adzuki bean), 2041 nucleotides. Its product is annotated as amidophosphoribosyltransferase, chloroplastic. Gene Ontology annotation, molecular function: amidophosphoribosyltransferase activity. NCBI's taxonomy places the organism in Eukaryota, Viridiplantae, Streptophyta, Magnoliopsida, Fabales, Fabaceae. Gene Ontology annotation, biological process: purine nucleobase biosynthetic process; purine nucleotide biosynthetic process. The record is from RefSeq and is a predicted model, not a curated record. Gene Ontology annotation, cellular component: cytoplasm. The coding region runs from base 132 to 1808 and encodes 558 amino acids. The transcript has a single exon.
AAGAAAAAAAGAGAAUAAAGCGAAGAAGAAUAAAGCUAAGUAAAGAAAAAUUAACUCCCAAAAAACGAAACCUAGAAGAAGCAUUGGUGUUCCUUAGUUUCGUCACUCGCUCCAAUCUCAGAGUCAAAGUGAUGGCCGCAACAACAGCAACAUCACUCACUCUUUCAAAACCUUCUUCUCUGCCAUUCAAUCAUACCCAUGCUUUUCCUAAAACGCCCUCAACACUUCCCACCCUCCUUCGUUCCGCCGUCAAACCUCUCUUCCUCGUAUCCUCCAAAAACCCCCUUUCCGAUGUUAUCUCUUUGCCCGCCGCAGAAGACAGCGCGUGGGAUGAUGAGAAGCCUCGCGAGGAGUGCGGCGUCGUAGGCAUCUACGGCGACCCGGAGGCCUCCCGUCUCUGCUACCUCGCCCUUCACGCGCUCCAGCACCGCGGCCAGGAAGGCGCCGGAAUCGUAACCGUUCACAACGACGUCCUCCAAUCCAUCACCGGCGUGGGCCUCGUCUCCGACGUCUUCAACGAGUCCAAGCUUGACCAGCUCCCCGGCAGCCUCGCCAUCGGCCACGUCCGUUACUCCACCGCCGGUCAGUCCAUGCUAAAAAACGUCCAGCCUUUCGUCGCUGGUUACAGAUUCGGCUCCGUUGGGGUCGCGCAUAACGGUAACCUCGUCAACUACCGCGCUCUUCGGUCCGACCUCGAGGACUCUGGCUCCAUCUUCAACACCACCUCUGACACCGAGGUCGUCCUCCACCUCAUCGCCACCUCCAAGCACCGCCCCUUCAUCCUCCGCAUCGUCGACGCCUGCGAGAAGCUGAAGGGCGCCUACUCCCUCGUCUUUGUUACCGAGGACAAACUGGUGGCCGUUCGUGAUCCCUUCGGGUUCCGUCCCCUCGUCAUGGGGAGGAGAAGCAACGGCGCUGUCGUCUUCGCCUCCGAAACCUGCGCGCUUGAUUUGAUCGAAGCGACGUACGAGAGGGAGGUUUUUCCGGGCGAGGUUCUCGUGGUGGAUAAAAACGGUGUUCAGAGUCUCUGCCUAAUGUCCCAUCCUCAACCCAAGCAAUGCAUUUUCGAGCAUAUCUACUUCGCGCUUCCGAAUUCGGUUGUUUUCGGGAGGUCUGUGUACGAGUCCCGCAGAAGAUUCGGGGAGAUUUUAGCCACUGAGAGUCCCGUGGACUGCGAUGUUGUGAUUGCUGUUCCUGAUUCUGGGGUUGUGGCUGCUCUUGGGUAUGCUGCAAAAGCUGGGGUUCCCUUUCAGCAGGGUUUGAUCAGGUCACACUAUGUUGGGAGGACUUUCAUUGAGCCCUCUCAGAAGAUUAGGGACUUUGGUGUGAAGCUGAAGCUAUCACCGGUGCGUGCUGUGCUUGAGGGUAAACGUGUGGUGGUUGUGGAUGAUUCCAUUGUGAGAGGAACCACCUCGUCCAAGAUUGUUAGGUUGUUGAAGGAAGCUGGUGCCAAGGAGGUUCACAUGAGGAUUGCUAGCCCUCCCAUUAUUGGGUCUUGUUACUAUGGGGUUGAUACUCCCAGUACAGAAGAGUUGAUUUCUAAUAGAAUGAGUGUGGAAGAGAUAAGGAAUUUCAUUGGGUCGGAUUCACUGGCAUUUUUGCCCUUUGAUAGCUUGCAGAAGUUGCUGGGGAGUGAAAGCCCUAAUUUCUGCUAUGCUUGCUUCUCUGGGAAUUACCCUGUUGAGCCUACAGAGCUCAAGGUGAAGAAGGUUGGGGACUUUGUUGAUGAUGGCUUGAAUGGGAGCUUGGACUCUAUUGGUGGUGGUUGGGUUCAAGCAAACCGAAAGCAAAUAGAGAUUGGUAGUUAGUGGUAAUAGUUUUUCACAAUUAUCUCCUGUUUCUGGUUUUGUUGCAGUGUUAAGCCUAAUGGAUACUACUUAUGUGAUGUGGUGAGAGAUAGUAUCGGUAAAACCAUUCUUUCAACCAUACCGGUGAGCUUCUGAAGACCGAUUAUACGUUUCUCAUCUGAUAUAUGGAGCUGCUUUUGUUAUUUAGAAUUUAGAACAAACCAUGGUAUAAAAACUUUUGAUACUUUUCAUUA